CGCGGAGCAGCCAGUUUAAAAAGAGAAGGAGAGACAAGAGAAGAAGACAAAAAGACACAGCUGAUAAAAGGACCAUUUCUAGACAACUUGUACUUGGACUAUACUGGGACACAAAAAACAAAAACUCCUGCCUGAAGAAACUGGUUUUAAAACCGUUUUACGACAUUUUUGUUUGUUUGUUUGUUGUUGUUUUUCUUUACGUUACCUAAAAGGACAACCAUGCUCAACAUCUGCCUCGUGUUGAUUUUAUCUGCCUCCGUUCUCUCCGAGUCGCAGGUGAGGGAGACGGAGACGUGGAUGCCCAUGAAGACCACGCAGACGGUCGACAUGACGACGCGCCAUGAACACCUGGAGUCAUCGGGAGACUCAGUCAACGGGUCCGACUUUGGCUUCACGGACGACGAAGACGAUGACGAUGAAGACUACUACUCCGACCCGAUGUACGACGACGAGGACAAAGACGAGGACUACGAGUUAUCCGGAUCCGGUGAUGGAGAAACAACCGUGUCGCCUGUUAGAGACUCAAAGCCGUCAGUUAAGCCUGAAGUCAACGACAACAAGAUCCCAGAGGUGGAGCGCCCGGUGUGGCCGACCGUGGACCUGGUGGACCUGGUCCAGAACCGCAACGAAAUCCAAGUGACCAAGGAGGAGGAGGAGGAGGAGGCGAAGCCGUCCAACGUCCUCAUGUCCCACGCCAGUGAAGACAGCAUCUUUAACAAGACGGAGGUCCUCGCAGCUCUGAUUGCGGGCGGUGCCGUCGGCCUGAUGUUCGCUGUGCUCCUCAUCCUCCUCCUGAUCUACCGCAUGAAGAAGAAGGACGAGGGCAGCUACGAGCUGGGGAAGAAACCCAUCUACAAGAAAGCUCCCACCACGGAGAUCUACGCAUAGACACACACACACACACACACACACAUAUACCAAUCAGCCUCACAGUGCCUCAUCUUCUUCAUCAUCAUCAUCGUCGUUCAUCCUCACUUUUCGAUACCUCAUAAGGAGAGAAGCCCCGACUACACGAUCGAUUGACUGACUCCUCCCACCUGGAUGUGUGCUAAUUGUUAUCGGUGCCCUCUCGACCAAUCGGAGGCUCUGUUGGUCCUCUCGUCUGUCUCUCAGCAGUGUGAGUGGACGGUUUCAGCUGCGGUACGCCGUCUCGUUUUGUGUUUUUUACAUUUUUUUAUUAUAUUGUCCCCAUGUGUCAAGAGAAGACGAAACAGAACUUUGAGGACUUUAAGCUCCCCCCCCCGUUAGAAACACUAAACACUGUGCAAUGAUUCUGUCUCGGUACGGUAAAGUCACGUUAUUUAUUUCCUCCUGCAGCUUCUCGCACCGCUGUAGAAGAAUGACUUUUAUGUUUUUAUGUGAACACUUUUAUUAGUUUUAUAAGAACUCCUUGUAACGCAGAGAGAUUUCAUUUUUUAUUUUCUAUUAAAGAUCUCCUCACGACGGGAAAGAACGGAGCUCAACGUUGUUCAAAGUCAUUUUGAUUUGAGUAAAUCUGCCUGAACGCUGUAGAUUUCUACGUCAUCCGUUGGAACCGAUAAGUAAAGAUUAUCUGAGUUGUUUUAUCCUCGUAGUGCUCCGACGGUUACAGGUCAGGAGAGUAUCUGCAAAUCAUUGUUUCAGAUUAAAACAUUAGUCUUUAAAACCUUCUGGCAUGUUUUGUAUCUCCUCAUGUGGGGAAAGUCCCGUCAGACUGACACCAAGCGCCUGAUCAGUAAGCUAAACUAACCAGGGAGGAGAAUAUGCAAAUACUGUAUGACCCAGGUCUCUCUCUCUCGCUCUCUCUUGCUCGCUCUCGCUCUCUCUCUCUCUCUCUCUCUCGCACACGGUUGCGUUGCAGCGUGUUUUCCUUUUUAAAGCCUGGAGGAUGUUUCACCACUAUGAUAAUUACCGCUGUGCCUCCAGGGUUUGUUUUCUGUUAUUGUGGUGAACUCGAACCAACAUGCUCCUACAGGGUGACACACCUACAUUCCUCACACACACACACACACACACCCCACUACGACUGAAGCUGCUGACCCUCUUUAGACUAAAGGAAUAGUUUUGGCCGUUUGGCCGAUCGGUACCUCUUUAUUAUCUGUGAUAAAUGUGACGCAACAGCCGACAGUUGGUUAGCUUAGCAUAAAGACUGGAAACGAAUGGAAAUGAUUAGCUUGGCUUUGUCCACAGUUGUGAUCACAGAGUUGCAACGUGUGAGAGUUAAAGACGCCGUACAUUGACGAUGUCACGCUUUAUCCAACUCAUUUAGCUUUACUUGCAUUACAUUGUUACAUUGUUACUUCUGUUUAUAUAUUGUAACUUUAGUUUCGUGGUACUAAAUUUACACAGUUUGCAAGUCGUAAACUUAACGUUACCAUGACACCGAUAUGUUAAUGAGCGUUAAUGUUAGAACUAUUUCAGGAGGCUUCCAGCAAAGAAAGAUCCGGCACAUCUUCUCCUUUUUUAUUUUUUAAAUGAAGAAUUGUCGUUUUUACACUUUUUACACAACUGAGAUGGAAGGUGUUAAUCGGUGAGCUCCUAGCUGACGGACGGAGCCAGGCUAGCUGUUUCCCUCAGUUUCCAGUCUUUAUGCUAAGCUAAGCUAAGCUAACGCGAGAGUGGCAUUCGGUCCUCUGUGAUAAAAUAAGUGUCACUUCUUUCUCCUAUCUGUGAAGCUCAUCGUUAGCUCGCUACAACAUUUAUACUCAAUCAGUGAAAUGAGAAGACGAUUGUUCAGCUCUGCGAUCGGGGAAACUGGUAGUUCUGGUACUUUGUGUUCUUUAGUUUUGGGUUUUGAUGCUUUCUCAAUAAGCUACACCGACGCUUUUAUUAUGUUCGUCACUAAAGCCGUGACGAACACGUUCGAUGCUCACAUUUCACAUUUCUGAUCUUCCAAGGAGUUAUGUACAUAGUCAGAUAAAAAGAAUAUUAACUUGGUACUCAACAAAUACCUUCCAAAUACUUAAAUGCCAAAUUAUUCUAGUUGUAUUUUCUCUGCGGCAGUAACGUUCGUGUGAUUUCCUGUAACUGUUUUGAUACUAACUCUCCUCUCGUUCAUCUCCAGUGUUUUUAUUUCAUUUGUUUCCUGCAGUAGAUCAACAUGUUCCUGUUUUAUUAAUUUAACUGUCAAAUUAUUUUGUUGCCUUCUUUCAGGUUUGGGGGUUUUCCCCCUUUUUAAGCUGUUGUAUAUGUGAUUUAAUAAAGUUUUAUAUACACUAGUGUGAGAUGUUUCAGAGGCAAAAUAGUUUUGAAGCUUUUUAUUUUGUAAGAGUUUCUAUUAUCUUUUUAGACCGUUUUUAUUUUUUGCUUUUGUAUUUAUGUUUGUUUCGUAGAAGGAUUGCUUGUGUGGCCGGAGUUCAUCCGGUUGUUCAGAGGAUGUGAUGGUCCAUGUUGUCAGAAGUAGACCCGGGUUCCUUACUAAGCUGGAACACUUUCAGCUGUUUCUGGGGACGUCCAUCUUUGUAGCCCAAAUGGAGCUUUGGUCAACUUUUAUUUUGAAAUUCAAGGUCUCCACACAAACCUCCUGACAAACAAACCAAACAUUCUGUCAGCGAGUCUCGGACACGGAGGAUCACAUCUCUGAUUACAUUCGGACAAAUGAGUCGACUUCACCGACUCUCUCUCUCUCUCUCUCUCUCUCUCUGAGGGAGAGAGCUUUCUCCGGCUCGGACAGGAAACAGUUAAAAGUCUCGGCUGGUAAUCGUCUCCCGGUCUGUUCAGCUAGAAGAGAAACGAUUGUUCUGCUGCUUAAUGUCACAAACACCACAUGUGAAUCACCGACGAGUGGAGAGGUCAAUGAAUCAUUGGUUUCUGCAUGCAGGUUCUGAUUUAUUAUUGGAAAUAAAGCUAUUUUUAUGCACAUUAA
This is a messenger RNA of Anarrhichthys ocellatus (wolf-eel), 3844 nucleotides long. It is a transcript of the gene sdc4, whose product is annotated as syndecan 4. The transcript is spliced from 5 exons. NCBI's taxonomy places the organism in Eukaryota, Metazoa, Chordata, Actinopteri, Perciformes, Anarhichadidae. Gene Ontology annotation, cellular component: membrane; cell surface. The record is from RefSeq and is a predicted model, not a curated record. Gene Ontology annotation, biological process: cell migration. Bases 220 to 888 code for a protein of 222 amino acids.